This is a messenger RNA of Eremothecium gossypii ATCC 10895, 2088 nucleotides long. RefSeq names its product Sfl1p (gene SFL1). NCBI's taxonomy places the organism in Eukaryota, Fungi, Ascomycota, Saccharomycetes, Saccharomycetales, Saccharomycetaceae. Bases 1 to 2088 code for a protein of 695 amino acids. Gene Ontology annotation, molecular function: sequence-specific DNA binding; DNA-binding transcription factor activity. The record is from RefSeq and is marked provisional. Gene Ontology annotation, biological process: regulation of DNA-templated transcription. The transcript has a single exon.
AUGGCGCAAUUGGAAGAUCCGAAGGAACGUGCCGGGAAAGUAGGCGAGAGCCAGCAUGGACAACAUCAUAAUACUGCGUUCAUCCAUAAGUUGUAUAGCAUGCUGGAGGAUGAUAAUAUGAAAGAUCUAAUUUGGUGGUCCGCAUCGCAGAACUCAUUCCUCAUCAAACCCAACGAGAAGUUCUCCAAGGCACUGGCAACCUUCUUUAAACACACCAACGUAGCCUCGUUUGUGCGCCAACUGAACAUGUACGGGUUCCACAAGGUGAGUGACCACAAGCCAAGUUCUGCCAAGGGCACGUCCCAGGACGAAGAUGAGGCAAUCAACCUGUGGGAGUUUCGGCACAGCAUGGGCUGUUUCCGAAAAGGCGACAAGGAAUCUUUGAAAUCCAUUAAGCGACGGUCGUCGAAGAACCAGGUUCUGCUCUCGAGAAACAACUCUGCUCAAAGUUUGGCAUCCCAGUACAACUCUCAGCAAGACCUGGGACCUGGCGGCAGUUCGAUUGCGGGCCACGUGCACCCUAUUGAGCCAGCGGACAAGUAUUAUAGUACUACAGUCUACCAGCCCCCUUAUACAGAUGCUCCACCGCUGCACUCACAGAGCCAGAUACAGGCGUAUCCAGACAUGCGUUUCCCCCAAGAACAAAAGCCACAUACCUCGAGCGUGAUCACACUCCCACAUCUGCCGAAUAGUGCAAUUGAAGAUCUACGUGCCACAAACCUCGACAUGAUGAAGCUACUUGAUCUUGUACAGAAGGCGAUGCAUAUUUCGUCGCCCCCAUCGGCUAAUGAACUUGGCGGCUCGGUAUGUUCGACAUCAGGAGGAAGUGGCCUAUCAUCGAACCAGCUAGGCAGUGCUAGUGGAAGUGCUAAUGAUGUUACAUCUCCUUCUAGUUUUGCGCGUUCUCCUACUGGUACCCGUGAGCGCACUUUGGAAUACCUUCACCAGGAGAUUGCGGCAUUUAGGACCACAAUACUGAUGAAAUUGCAAAGGCAUGCGGAACUCCAGCUUCAUAUGCUCCCGCCAACGCCCUCACAGCGGCAUUCCCAUCCCCAGAAUUCUUAUGCUGUUUCUGCACCACCCUCAACGGGCACAAAUUUUCUGCCCUACAACGGCUCUGGGUCUAUCGGAAUGCCCACCGGCUACGACGCGUACCCUACUAACAAACCAGCACUGGCUAUUCCUGGUGCUAUAUCUCAUGGCUUCCAUGGGUCCCCGUACUUAAUGUUGGAUCCAUACGCUAAGGGUUCCUCUUCGUCUAUUUCAAGGAAACGGCAUAUGAGCGUCUUGGUGGAUCCCUUGGCACCUGCACCGAUGUCCGCGCCAGCAGCAAUGCAGGUACCAUCUUUAGCCCAGCCAACCUCUACUAGUUCCUCCCCAGUACACGCCCCUGAAGGAAAUAUGCCACACGCCAAUGCGGCUGGAGCUAAUUCACCCUUUCACGCAUCAUGUCCCGUAUCUCGGAUCGACUCUCGGCAGGAUUUGCAUCAUCAUCAAACUUCAAAUCCGUCAGCUUCCGAAGACAAAAGGCCUUUCUCUCCAUCUCGUAAAGACUCUCCCCCGUCGCAGCUCUUGCCGCUGUUGACCACUAACGCGAGAGGGAGCGGUGACGGAAACAGCCUUCUUCUUGCUCCUCAGAGCCCUGCAACUCUACCGCCAACAGCUUCUCAACACAGACUACCAGCCCCCACACCUCAGAACAACGCCGGUCGUGGACCAGCACAGGUUUCAAUCACAUAUAAGCCAUAUUUUCCAUAUGGCACUAUCCCGCCCCAACCAGUCCUGUCUUCUCAGUAUAUUCUGCCACUUUUUCAGUCUGGUUCAGGUUCUUUUACAUCAGGUAGUUCGGUCACCGCUGCACAUGCUCCACUGCGUUCCACUACAGCGAUCCCUGAAACCUCCAGUUGUAACAACAGUGAAAUCCCUUCAUUCCCUAAACCGACAACAGAUGAGCAACAGGCACCAGCGACAGUUAAUCAAAGCGCGACUAACUCUCACAGGCAAUCUAUUGUCAACCAGGAUACCUGUUCCAGCCCUGCGACCAGCAAAAGCAGAGGUUUGUACGCACUCUUAAAUCACGAUACUUAA